This is a messenger RNA of Amorphotheca resinae ATCC 22711, 2083 nucleotides long. RefSeq lists its product as hypothetical. Gene Ontology annotation, biological process: mitochondrial respiratory chain complex III assembly. The transcript is spliced from 2 exons. Gene Ontology annotation, cellular component: mitochondrial inner membrane. The coding region runs from base 197 to 1996 and encodes 599 amino acids. The record is from RefSeq and is a predicted model, not a curated record. NCBI's taxonomy places the organism in Eukaryota, Fungi, Ascomycota, Leotiomycetes, Helotiales, Amorphothecaceae.
CCUCAUUUCAGGUGAUCGAGUAGGUUGUGUUGAGGAAUCCAUAAUGUUUCCAUCCACUCAACCGUUUUGAAUUAUUCAAAGUGAUAUCUUACAUUUUAAUCUCUACAGGGAUAUGGCAUCGUCAUUGAUGGUGCAAGGCUGAGGAAAUCAACCCUACUACGAAAAAAGGACGUCGAGUGGGUUUAAGACCUUCAAGAUGAAUCCAUCAAGAAUUGUUCCACGGUCUCUCUCAAUUGCUCCAAGAGCGAGUAAAGGACCAGUUGUGCAAAGAAGAUGUUUUCGAGGAGCGAACAGUUCUCGCGUUGCCGUUGGAAAUAGGUCGAUACCCAGAGCUCGAACAGCAGCAUUUCUCUUAUCGGCCACUGUUGGUGCGGGAUCCUUAUAUCUGAUCUAUCCAAGUCAGCUUCAUGCGGAGGCGGCGGAGGCGGUUCCGGCCCCAGGAGAAGUCAGGUUCGAGCAACGGUCAGAGAAAGGGCUUCAGGAUUUGACUGUCUCGCAACAUCAACAAGCAAAAAAGAGUUGGGAGGAACCAGGAGUCUAUGCUUGGGGUUCGAACAGCGGUCGAGUCAUAGAUCCAGAUUCGGACGAGACGAUCAUCAAGAAGCCCAGAAGGAUAGCUUACUUCAACGGAAAGCUUAUUCGAGAUAUCAAGUUGGAUAGAAAUUUUGCGGCAGCCAUCGAUGAAAAUGGAGACCUACUUCAAUGGGGAGUCGCUUUCUCCCCAAGCUGUCGAGGCCCAACCCCUACGUUAAGAGGAAAAGAUCUCGUCAAGAUCUCCCUCUCUCGGGAUCGUAUCAUAGCACUUUCUUCCAAUGGCACCGUUUAUUCUAUUGCCGCAUCUCAAGCGGACCAUCAAUCGGGACCUAAGCCCCAAGAAACCUCCUGGAUCCCCUUCUUGAAGAGCGAAUCCCCUGUCAGUUAUCGAACGCUAACACCGAGUAAUAUGGAAUUUGGGGAGAGGGUCACGGAUAUCAGCAGUGGCCUCGAUCACUGCCUUAUCUUAACAUCAGAAGGACGACUGUUCUCGGCCGCAUCUGGGACCGAAGAUUUUCCAUCAAGGGGACAGCUUGGUAUACCAGGUUUGACAUGGAUGACUAGGCCUCCUGGCCCUCACGAUCAACCACAUGAGAUUAGUACGCUGAAAGGUUUUGAAAUCGCAAAGAUCGCCGCUGGAGCUUAUCACUCUUUGGUCGCCGAUAAAGAAGGCAGGGUCUGGUCUUUCGGAGACAACUCCUCCGGGCAGUUAGGUUUUGAUCUUGACCCCGAGUCACCCACAAUCGAUGCGCCGUCUCUUAUUCCAAUUGACAAACUCUACAAGGGCGCAAAUUUGCUUACUCGGGUUACAAAUGUAGCAGCAGGCGGGGCCAAUAGUUUCUUUACAGUUGAUGCUACUAAGAUGACUGGACGAGGGGAAGAUGGUUUACGUGGGCUUGGGCAGAUUACUGCGGACACUUGGGCUUGUGGCGAAGGCAUCUUUGGUGCACUUGGCAAUGGACGGUGGACACAUGUUCAGGAUACGCCUACGAAGAUUAAAGCACUCUCUGGUCUUUUUGAGUACGACGAGGUCACGAAUACUGUUAGUCCCAUCCGCCUCUCACAUCUGUCUGCUGGCUCAACACAUGCUUGUGCUAUCUUGAACAAUGGCACAAAUGUAGCGGCUGGGGAUCGAAGCACCGAAAAUGAUAUAAACUGGGGCUCAGAUGUGUUGUGGUGGGGAGGCAACGAGUUUUUUCAGGUGGGAACUGGGAAGAGGAGCAAUGUAAAUAAUCCUACUUACAUUGCGCCGCUUGAUGCUGAACCAGACAUGGAGAGAGGGAGAGCAGAGGAGCCCAGAUUUCAAAUCACACCAAGGACGAAGAUCACACUGGGUGGAAGAGACGUUAAUGUUGAGCAAAGGGUUGAAUGCGGUAGAGGAGUAACCGCUGUAUAUUCGUCGACAUGUGAACACAAGGAUGACCCCAAUUCGGUCAAUUCCUGGGGAAGCAAUAGUAAGUAGAAGCUGGUAUCCUGCGGCGGCGUUUGCUCCGUGGUUACUUAUAUUCGCUGUAUGUAUUCAUAACGACUGCUUAUGCCUUGUACACGC